AUGGGGAGAACAAAGAGAUUUAUACUUUUACUGUGGAUAUACCUAAAGAACAUAGAGUUUGCUUUCGGAGACUAUGAGGUGUCUGUGAAGCUACUGGAGUACAACAGAGACCCAGACAGGUGCUGUGAUAAAUUUUUAUGGUCCUGUCGUGGCGAGUGUGAUGUUUAUUUCCAGAUCUGUUUACAACCUUUAUUACCAACACAAAAACAGAUGUGCCAAGGGAAAGAUGAAGACCAGCGAGUUGAUGACACGCACAGGUUUUUAUUUGCGAACGCUCUGAAUAACGCUGAUAACUACGCGUGGAGGAAUAUCAGGGGACAACCCUCAUUUCAAAUAUCGGUGCACACCUAUGACUACGAUUCUCUCGAUGGCAAUGAUGAUCUUGGUGUGACAAGCUAUGUGUACAGAGGAAAUACAACUACAGGAUUGAUUGUCAAGACAACAACAGGAAAAAAACACUUAUGGAUAAAACUACAACUGACAGUUUCAUGCCCAGCAAAUUAUUUUGGUCCACGGUGUGAUAAGAAAAGAACAACAACCACAACUCCGAAACCAACAACAACAUCAAAACCAACAACAACAACAGCAACGGCUACUACACAAAUAUCAACAACAACAACCAUUACACCAAAAUCAACAACAUCAAAACCAACAACAACAUCAAAACCAACAACAUCAAAACCAACAACAACAUCAAAACCAACAACAUCAAAACCAACAACAUCAAAACCAACAACAACAUCAAAACCAACAACAACAUCAAAACCAACAUCAAAACCAACAACAACAUCAAAACCAACAUCAAAACCAACAACAACAUCAAAACCAACAACAACAUCAAAACCAACAUCAAAACCAACAACAACAUCAAAACCAACAACAACAUCAAAACCAACAACAACGACCAUUGCACCAAAACCGACAGCAACGACUGCUAUACAAAAAUCGACAACAACAACCAUUACACAAAAAUCAACAACAGCCAUUACACUAAAACCAAAAACAACGACUGCUAGGCAUAAACCAACAACAACGACCAUUACAUCAAAUUCAGCAAGAAGGACUACACCAACAACAACGAUGACUACACCAAAAUUAAAAACAACCAAUACACCAGAACCAACAAUAUCGACUACUACACGAAAACCAGGAACGAUUACUUCACCAAAACCAACAACAACGACUACUACACCAAAAUCAACAAUGAUUCUACCAACAACAACUGCAGCAAUAAAAACAACAACAACCAUUUUACCAACAAUAAGAACGACUACUACACCAACACCAAACCAAACGACAACUACCUUAAUAACAACCACUACACCAAUACUAACAACAACCACUUUAUCAAUAAGAACAAUUACCCCAAAAUCAUUAACAACAACUGCACUAAAAAGAGGCACAACUAUUUCACCAAACCCAACAAAAACUACUUCACCAAAACCAACCACAAACAUUAAACCAAACCCAACGAAAAUAUCUACAUCAACACUAAACCAAACAACAACUACACUAACGACGACAACUACAACAAAACCAACAACAACAACCAUUACCCAAAAUCCAACAUUGACCACUGAACCAAAACUUACAACAACCACUACGCCAAAACCAACCACAACCAUUACAACAACGACUAUUUCACCAAAUCCAACAACAACAACACCAAAACCAACAACAUCUACAACACCAAAAUCAACAACAACGAUUUCACCAACAACAACCAUGACAAAUACAACAAUCACCACACCAAAAUUAAUUACAAUCAUUACACCACAACCAACAACUACUACACCAAAACUAAGAGCAACAGCUUCUACACCAAAACCAAAAACAACUGCAACUCCAAAAUCAACAACGAUUACACUAUCAACAACAACAACUUCACCAAAUUCAACAUCGACCAGUGCACAAACAACAAACAUUGUACCACCACCAACCACAACAUCUAAAUCAACAACGACAACGACCAUAACAUCAACUACAACCAUAACACUAACAACAACCACUUCAACAACAAUGACCAAUACACAACCUACAAGUACGCCAAGUACACCAACACUAUCUCAACCAACAACAAUAACCACUAAACCAACAUUUACUCAACCAACAAUAGUGACAACUAAAUCUAAAUCAACAAAACCAACAACUACAACAGCUACACAAACAUCAACUAAAGCUGCAAAAACGGCAACUUCACCAAAACAAACAAAAUCAACCACCAUAGCAACAACAACCAUUACGCCAAUAACAACAACCAUACCAAAACCAACAAGAACUAGAAAUGCAUCAACGCCAACUAAGCUAACAUCAAUGACUUCUACACCAACAUUUACAACAACGACUACUACACUAACAACGACGACAAUUACACCACCACCAACUCAACCAAAAGUAACGACUUCUGCACCUAAAACAAAAGUACCAACUUCUUCACCAACACUUACAACAACGAAUACAUCAACAAUAAUGACCAUUACACCAGCAACAACAGCCACUACGUCUUCAAAGAUCAUUACACAAAUAAUCAAUGCAUCAGCAACAGCAACAACCACUUCAAGAACAUAUACUACAUUACCAAAAACCGUCACAAAACAAACAACAUCAGCCAUAACUAUUUUACCAAAAAUAUCUGUAUCAGCAAAAUCAACCUCACCUUCACAACCAACAAUUACACUGAUGACAAACACAUCAUUAACAACAACCACUUUACCGAAAACAUCACAAACCAGGACUGAAUUAUUUUAUACACCUACUAGUAUAUCAACGACUACCAGACCAAAAACAAUGACAACUCCAUCAAGUACAGCGACCACACAAACGAAAAACACUAUACCAACCACCACCACAAUACAAGAGGCAACCAAUGUAAAUCCCCCUGGAGGAAGUAGAAAACAAACAAUCCGGAUACUUGGUCAAGUGUCAAUGGACCAAUUACAGCAACUCAAAAAGGAAAUAAUAAAGCAUCUGCAGCAACUGAAUCCUGAUAAACAAUCGUUACAGAUUGAGUUUCAAGUUGAAUUCAUGUUCAGUACGAAUAAUGACCCAGUAACGGAGAUUCUAUACAACUACAACUGUUUACAAUGUGACCUCGAGGAUGAUCAGUUUAAGAAUGGUGUCCAGUCAGCUCUUCAGACAAUGAAGCUUAAACAAUACAACGGGGAGGUCAAUCCCAAGAAGAUAGUUCUGAAUAAGAACAAGAGUAACACUGGACUGGUUGCUGGGGUUGUUGUAUCUGUUGUGUUGCUAUUAAUUAUCGUCACAAUCACAGUUACGUAUAGAAGGAAAAAGCAACAGAGAUCCAGACGCAAGGAGAAGGAGUUGCACAUGAACGGACAUACUAACAUGGCGUUAAAUAUACAAGAUACAGAAGACGUUGCAACCUUUAAAAUACCUACAUCUGACACCAGUGACUUAUGA
Messenger RNA from Saccostrea echinata, 3420 nucleotides. Its product is annotated as mucin-2-like. The transcript has 9 exons. The record is from RefSeq and is a predicted model, not a curated record. The coding region runs from base 1 to 3420 and encodes 1139 amino acids. Lineage: Eukaryota; Metazoa; Mollusca; Bivalvia; Ostreida; Ostreidae.